This is a messenger RNA of Eutrema salsugineum, 2149 nucleotides long. Its product is annotated as inactive LRR receptor-like serine/threonine-protein kinase BIR2. The transcript has a single exon. The record is from RefSeq and is a predicted model, not a curated record. Gene Ontology annotation, molecular function: protein kinase activity; ATP binding; protein binding. Gene Ontology annotation, biological process: protein phosphorylation. NCBI's taxonomy places the organism in Eukaryota, Viridiplantae, Streptophyta, Magnoliopsida, Brassicales, Brassicaceae. The coding region runs from base 122 to 1951 and encodes 609 amino acids.
GUUCAACGCGUCUGACUUGCAGGCCUCUCUCUCUCUCUCAAAACUUCAUUUCAUUGGCAGAUACAGAAAUAAAAAAGCAAAUUUUAAUCCAAACCCAGAAAAACCUUUGAACACUUCAUCCAUGGAGAUCAACUCAAGCUCCAGAAAGCUGCUUCCUUUGUUGAUUAUCACUACUGUGUUCGUCUUCUUCCUCUGCUAUUCUCCUGCGAUGGCGGCUGAUGAAGACGAUAUAAGAUGCUUACAAGGACUCAAGAGCUCUCUUACCGAUCCUCAGAACGCGCUGAAAUCAUGGAACUUUGCAAACUCUACUAUCGGAUUUCUCUGUAAUUUCGUGGGUGUGUCUUGUUGGAACAAUCAAGAGAAUAGGGUUAUCAAUUUGGAGCUUCGAGACAUGGGUUUGUCUGGUCGAAUCCCAGAAUCUCUACAAUUCUGUGGGAGCUUACAGAAACUGGAUCUCUCUAGCAAUCGAAUAUCUGGUAAUAUCCCAACACAGCUGUGUAGCUGGUUGCCGUUUUUGGUAUCUCUUGAUUUGUCGAAUAAUGAGCUCAACGGUGAGAUUCCUCCUGAUUUAGCAAAGUGUAGCUUCGUGAACUCUAUAGUUUUGUCUGAUAACCGGUUAUCUGGUCAAAUCCCGGUUCAGUUCUCGGCUUUGGCUAGAUUGGCCAAGUUCUCUGUCUCUAACAAUGAACUAACAGGUCGCAUUCCAUCUUUCUUUGACUCGCCGAAUUACUCCUCCGAUGAUUUCAUUGGGAAUAGAGGUCUUUGUGGUCCUCCUCUAUCUUCGUCUUGUGGAGGGUUAAGCAAGAAGAAUCUCGCGAUCAUAAUUGCAGCUGGUGUGUUUGGUGCUGCUGCAUCGAUGUUGUUGGCUUUUGGGAUUUGGUGGUAUUACCAUUUGAAGUGGACAAGAAGAAGAAGAAGAAGCAAUGUAACUGAAGGAGGAGUUAGUCGCUUGGCGCAGAGACUUCGUAGCCAUAAGCUUGCUCAGGUCUCUUUGUUUCAAAAGCCUUUGGUUAAGGUUAAACUUGGGGAUUUAAUGGCUGCAACAAACAACUUCAGCUCCGAGAACAUUAUUGUUUCCACUAGAACAGGAACAACGUAUAAGGCGUUUCUUCCUGAUGGCUCAGCUCUUGCGGUGAAGCAUUUGAGCACGUGUAAGCUCGGGGAGAGGGAGUUUCGUUAUGAGAUGAAUCAGUUGUGGGAGCUUCGUCACCCUAACUUAGCUCCACUUCUUGGAUUCUGCGUUGUGGAAGAAGAGAAGCUUCUUGUUUACAAAUACAUGUCUAACGGGACACUGCACAGGUUGCUGGAUUCAAACGCGGUUGAGUUGGAUUGGUCUACUCGGUUUAGAAUCGGUUUAGGUGCUGCAAGGGGUUUAGCUUGGCUUCACCAUGGUUGCCGCCCUCCGAUACUUCACCAAAACAUUUGUUCAAGUGUGAUUCUGGUCGACGAGGAUUUUGAUGCAAGGAUUAUAGAUUCAGGGCUUGCGAGGAUUAUGGUUCCCUCGGAGAACAACGAGAGCAGUUUCAUGACUGGUGAUUUAGGAGAGUUUGGGUAUGUAGCUCCGGAGUAUUCUACCACAAUGAUAGCUUCACUAAAAGGUGAUGUGUAUGGACUCGGAGUUGUCCUCUUGGAGUUGGCGACAGGGCUAAAAGCUCUUGGUGGUGAAGGUUUUAAAGGGAGUUUGGUUGAUUGGGUGAAACAGCUUGAAAGUUCAGGAAGAAUCGCUGAUGCAUUAGAUGGAGACAUUCGAGGGAAAGGGCAUGAUGAAGAGAUCUUGAAAUUUGUUGAGAUUGGUUGUAACUGUGUGGCUUCAAGGCCUAAAGAGAGAUGGUCAAUGUUUCAGGUAUACCAGUCAUUGAAAGCUAUCGCUGGGAAACAGGGUUAUUCGUUCACAGAACAGGACGAUGACUUUCCUUUGAUUUUCGACACACAAGAGAACGAGGCCGUGUGAAGUAUGAAAUCUUAUGGGAAGCCUGUGAUGGUGAGGAUUUUCAGGAUUAUAUUAUCUUGAGGUAUUAUUUGUGUAUAUCAUCUUGUACUACUUUCUACUGCCAAGUUAGAGAAGAUGCUUUUAUAAAAGAAUUUGUAGACUAUGUUAUUGUAAAAAACAGGAGUGUAUAUGUUAUGCGUCAGAGUUUUUCAAACUGUU